AUGUUUCAAAAAUUAUUUCGUUUAAGAAAACAUCGUUCAUCAUCAUCAAUAUGUUUUCCUUACAUAUUCUAUUUUCUUACUGUUUUACUGUUUAUUGUGUGUCUAUUCAUUUCGGAUCUUUUACCUAAACGAAGUCAGAUAUUUUUUGAAAAUGUCUAUGAUACAUUUAAACAGCUUACUUGGGAAAAUAUAUUAACAGAAAAAUAUAUUCGUGUACAUUUUGUUCCGUUUUUAUAUGUCAAUAUUUGUAAAAAUGAUGAUCAACUUCUAAUUUACGUUCUAUCAACAUUAAAAAAUAGUGAAAGGCGUAAUCAUAUUCGUAAAACAUGGGCAAAUAAAAAAUAUCAUUCAAUGUUAUCAAAAACAUGUUUUAUAUUUAUUGUUGGAACCCAAGCAUCUGGAAUGGAUACUGAAAAUUAUCAAAAACAUCUCAAUAAUGAGCAACAAUUGUACAACGAUAUUGUUCAAAUAAAUCAUCGUGAAUCAUAUCAAAAUGUUGUUUAUAAAGAAAUAUCUGCUCUACAAUGGUCUUAUAAAUAUUAUCGUUUUAUACCAUUUCUAUUCAAAACUGAUGAUGAUCUAAUUAUUGACAGUAUUUUUCUUUCAUCCAUUGUUCAUUCAUUAAUACGAAAAGAUGUGAAGAAUACAUAUGCAGAUAAGAAUCGACCUCAUUUGAUGUCAAGUUUAGUACCAAUCAAUCAUAAAGCAUUUUUUAAAGGAUGGGGAAUGGGUCAACAACCAACAUUACGUGAAGGUAAAUUUGGUAUUAGUCUUAAAGUUUGGCCACAUGAAAUUCUACCACCAUAUUGUUCUGGUUUUGGAUUUAUUAUGUCAUCUGGUGUUCGCGAUCGUCUCUAUCGAGCGUCACUAUUCUAUAGAACUGAAUAUGUGGCAUGGAUUGGUGACGUAUUUAUAUCGGGAUUUUUAGCGAGAGUUGCUCAAGUACAAUGUACAGAGUUUGGUAUCGAUUAUGAACAAACAGGAAGUAAAAAUUGUUCGUGUUUAAUGAAAAAAAAAUCAAUGUUAACUGUAUGUUCAACGGUGCUACAUAUGGGAAUUGAAGAAUAUGAUGAAUACGAGAAAGCAUGGAAAUUUAUUCUACAACGACAUCAGCCAAUAGCGGCAAAUGAAACAGAAAAUAAGGAUGAAAAGUGUUGA
Didymodactylos carnosus is the source of this 1158-nucleotide messenger RNA. The record is from the annotation of a GenBank genome assembly. NCBI's taxonomy places the organism in Eukaryota, Metazoa, Rotifera, Eurotatoria, Philodinida, Philodinidae.